Messenger RNA from Grammomys surdaster, 4359 nucleotides. It is a transcript of the gene Mfn2, whose product is annotated as mitofusin 2. The transcript has 19 exons. Gene Ontology annotation, biological process: mitochondrion localization; mitochondrial fusion. NCBI's taxonomy places the organism in Eukaryota, Metazoa, Chordata, Mammalia, Rodentia, Muridae. Bases 280 to 2553 code for a protein of 757 amino acids. Gene Ontology annotation, cellular component: mitochondrial outer membrane. Gene Ontology annotation, molecular function: GTP binding; GTPase activity. The record is from RefSeq and is a predicted model, not a curated record.
AAAGGCCAUCGGCUCAUCCGGGCUGCAGCGGGGCGAGCGACGAGCACAGUUCCCUCCCCUCCCGCUUUUCUCGGUGUGGCGCCGGCUAGUGACGUGUUGGGUGUGAUGGCCGCCGCGAGGCCGGGAAGGUGAAGUUUGGACAGGUGGAGUCAACAGCAUCAGUAGCCAACCUGGACCUGAAUCAGCACAGAGGAGACCUCAGAUUCUUUUCAUCUUUUUUGACUCCAUCCAUGUCCACGAUGCCCAACCUGUGAAGGUCUCUUACAAGCUAGAAACGAGAUGUCCCUGCUCUUUUCUCGAUGCAACUCCAUUGUCACUGUCAAGAAGGAUAAACGACACAUGGCUGAGGUGAAUGCUUCUCCUCUCAAGCACUUUGUCACUGCCAAGAAAAAGAUCAAUGGCAUCUUUGAGCAGCUGGGGGCCUACAUCCAAGAGAGUGCCAGCUUCCUUGAAGACACCCACAGGAAUACAGAACUGGACCCGGUUACCACGGAAGAGCAGGUCCUGGAUGUCAAAGGGUACCUGUCCAAGGUCAGGGGGAUCAGCGAGGUGCUGGCCAGGCGGCACAUGAAGGUGGCUUUUUUUGGCCGGACGAGCAAUGGGAAGAGCACCGUGAUCAAUGCCAUGCUCUGGGACAAAGUCCUGCCGUCUGGGAUUGGCCACACCACCAACUGCUUCCUUCGGGUUGGGGGCACAGAUGGCCAUGAGGCCUUCCUCCUCACAGAAGGUUCAGAAGAGAAGAAGAGUGUCAAGACCGUGAACCAGCUGGCCCAUGCUCUCCAUCAGGACGAGCAGCUGCAUGCAGGCAGCCUGGUGAGUGUGAUGUGGCCCAACUCCAAGUGUCCGCUUCUAAAGGAUGACCUCGUGCUGAUGGACAGCCCUGGGAUCGAUGUCACCACGGAACUGGACAGCUGGAUUGAUAAGUUUUGCCUGGAUGCUGACGUGUUUGUGCUGGUGGCCAACUCCGAGUCCACGCUGAUGCAGACGGAGAAGCAGUUCUUCCACAAAGUGAGCGAGCGUCUCUCCCGGCCCAACAUCUUCAUCCUGAACAACCGCUGGGAUGCAUCUGCCUCAGAGCCUGAGUACAUGGAGGAGGUACGGCGGCAACACAUGGAACGCUGCACCAGCUUUCUGGUGGAUGAGCUGGGCGUGGUGGAUCGAGCUCAGGCUGGGGACCGGAUCUUCUUCGUGUCUGCCAAGGAGGUGCUCAGUGCCAGGGUCCAGAAAGCCCAGGGCAUGCCAGAAGGAGGGGGCGCUCUGGCAGAAGGUUUUCAAGUGAGGAUGUUUGAGUUUCAGAACUUCGAGAGGAGAUUUGAGGAAUGCAUUUCCCAGUCUGCAGUAAAGACCAAGUUUGAGCAGCACACAGUCCGGGCCAAGCAGAUUGCAGAGGCCGUUCGUCUCAUCAUGGAUUCCCUACACAUUGCAGCUCAGGAGCAGCGGGUUUACUGUCUUGAGAUGCGGGAAGAGCGGCAAGAGCGGCUGAGGUUCAUUGACAAGCAGCUGGAGCUCCUGGCUCAAGACUAUAAGCUGCGCAUUAAGCAGAUUACAGAGGAAGUGGAAAGGCAGGUGUCCACCGCCAUGGCUGAGGAGAUCAGGCGCCUCUCUGUGCUGGUUGAUGAGUACCAGAUGGACUUCCACCCAUCCCCAGUUGUCCUCAAGGUUUAUAAGAAUGAACUGCAUCGUCAUAUAGAGGAAGGCCUGGGCCGGAACAUGUCUGACCGCUGCUCCACUGUCAUUGCCAGUUCACUACAGACUAUGCAGCAGGACAUGAUAGAUGGCUUGAAGCCCCUUCUUCCUGUGUCUGUGCGGAAUCAGAUAGACAUGCUGGUCCCUCGACAGUGUUUCUCCCUCAGCUAUGACCUGAAUUGUGACAAGCUGUGUGCUGACUUUCAGGAGGACAUUGAGUUCCACUUCUCCCUUGGAUGGACUAUGCUAGUGAACAGGUUCCUGGGCCCCAAGAAUAGCCGCCGGGCCUUGCUGGGCUACAGUGAUCAGGUUCAGCGUCCUCUCCCUCUGACACCUGCCAACCCCAGCAUGCCCCCCUUGCCACAGGGAUCCCUCACCCAGGAGGAGCUCAUGGUCUCCAUGGUUACGGGCCUGGCCUCUCUGACAUCCAGAACCUCCAUGGGCAUUCUCGUGGUUGGAGGAGUGGUGUGGAAGGCAGUGGGCUGGAGACUCAUUGCCCUCUCCUUUGGACUGUAUGGCCUCCUGUACGUCUACGAGCGGCUGACCUGGACCACCAAAGCCAAAGAGAGGGCUUUCAAGCGCCAGUUUGUGGAAUACGCCAGUGAAAAGCUACAGCUCAUUAUCAGUUAUACUGGCUCAAACUGCAGCCACCAAGUCCAGCAGGAAUUGUCUGGGACGUUUGCUCAUCUAUGCCAGCAAGUUGAUAUCACCCGAGAUAAUCUGGAGCAGGAAAUUGCCGCCAUGAACAAGAAAGUCGAGGCUCUGGAUUCACUUCAGAGCAAAGCCAAAUUACUCAGGAAUAAAGCUGGCUGGUUGGACAGCGAACUCAACAUGUUCACACACCAGUACCUGCAGCCCAGCAGAUAGUGGGCAGCCAGGGCGGACCUGCACUGAGAAGAGGCAGGGCCGCACCUCCCAUCAGCUCUAGUCCUUGGCUGCUGCAGAGAGAAGGAAAGCACCCACUGUCUUGUACCAGUUACUCCCUACCCCCUGCAGGAGGACCCCUGGCUCACACCCUAAUGGAGACCAACAAGGACUGGCCAGCUCAGCCGCAAGGAGUCAUGCAUGUGUCUGUGUCUGCUCAUCACGCUCACUCGGUGGAAGUCACUGUGCAUUUGAUAAGGUCUUCCUCAGGAUGGCACCCUGCAGAAUGACUGAUGGGAGCCUUCAUAGGCAUCAGACAGGCACUCCUGCUUCCUCCAGCCAGAGCACACCUACAGAGAGAGACAAUGUUGGGGGUGACUGGACUCUCCUGAAAAAUUCAGGAUACUUCUGGAAUUGUCAAGUUUGUCUCAGAAGAACCUGUAUCUUGCAUUUGGCCCUCAGCUUUAGCACUUUUUCGCACUUGCAGAGUCUUUCAGUUGUGCUUGGUGACCAGGCUCUACACACCCUGGGCUUUAGACUCAACCAGCUUGUAUGAGAAGCUGGAGACCCCUGCCAGCCAGAGCAAAGUAAGAGCUCGGGAGAAAGUAUGUGAACUAGGGUGUCUGGUAUGGUGUGCUGUUGGUGACGACAUUGUGAUGACAAGGGACUUGCCUCCUUUCUUGCCAUUGAGGCCCGUGCUCGCUCUUCAGCUCUCGGCCUGUUAGUCCUGGUUUGUUAGCGAGAGCUAGUUUGCUCUCUCAGGUGGUUAAAGGAUGUAGCAGGAGGAAUGGUGGAAGAUGGGGGCUUCCCUGGUUAGUACAGAAGAGGUCUCUCUAUCUGACCUAGCACUGAGGGGCUCACAAACUUCUGUGAGGCACACCUCGCUAAUUUUAGCUCAUCCCUGCCUUGCUGCAAGUUCCCUGUAGCCACCAUUCUCUGGCUGUACCGUGAUGAUGACUGCAGCUGGCUACAAACAGCACGAGAACCUGGCAGCUGUUGUCCUACUGCCCCGACCCUCAGGCCUCCUCCUCUUCUGCUCCUGAAGCCUCCCGCUGCUUGCUUCGCCUCACGUCAGCGCUGACCUCACUGUUGAGUGUUGAAAUUGUUAGUGGUCAGAGCAGGGAGAAUUCCAGUCACCAAGGUUGGUUGUCUUGGAAAAGCAGUUUUAGAGUGAUGAAUCCUUUAUAGGACAGGUAGAGAGUGUCUUAGAGAUAAACCAUUGGUCUCCAGCCCUUCCCAGAAGCCCACAACCAGGAGCUGUCUGUGGGAUGCUGUCCUGCUGGUUGGGUGCCUCAAGGGCCAUGUCCUCUCCUGCCCGUGUCUGAGUGCUCUCUUGCCCCUCGGUGUACCCUUUGUGCUGGGACAGUGAUGGUCUUGGCCAAGGUCAGCAUGUAAUGGAAAGACAUAGUGUAUUGCCAGGCUGGAUAGAUGGGGUCAUCUCACAAUGGGUCAGGACAAAUCAGUGCCACGUAAUCCCAGUCAAUGGUAUGUUCCUUUUUGGGGGAGGGGGGUAGAAUAAACUCAAUUUCUCUUUCAGUGUAGCCCUUGAGUAAUGAAUGAAGUUUUGAGCUUAUAUAAGUAAAGAUUCAUUUAUUCCACCAGGGAGAGCCUGUAUCUGAGAGUCGUUUAGCAGAGAGCACUUUAGUUUCUUGCUGCUAACUGUUGUGUGAUCCUUUGCUGGGGUGCAAAAGGCACCAAACAGUGUGUUUGCUUCUGGUAUAUUUAGGUGAUGCAUCUGCCUGGGUUACCUGUAUCUCUACUGAUCAUAUUGGAAACAAAAAUAAAGCCCCAGUUGUGACCCUGUGUGAA